UGAAAUAUAAAUUCAAAGUUUAAGAGCGCUUAUUGAUUUUUUUGUUUUCAGGAAUUGUUACUAUUCAAGAAGAUACACGAGGAUUUAUAAGAAAUAAUGCUAACCAACAGUUUAUUGUUUGGCCAACGAAAUAUGAUCCACAAGCAAUAUUACUUCUUAUACUUGAUCAAGCACUUGGUUAUGUACGAAAACAAGAUCGAGUCGAUGAAUCGGAUACAAAUGUACUUGCUAUGUUUACAAAAACACUUGCUAUUAUUGAUUGUAUAUCAACAUUAAUUACAAUUCGACCUGAAUAUUAUGAUAGAUUCGAUGGAAUUAUAUUAAGAAUUAUUUAUCUUUUACCAAGUUUAUGUAAAAUGAAUGUAAUUCCAUCUCAUGUUUUAAUUGAAGCAUUGGCAACAAUGAAACAUGCUCAAAAUUUAACAAUUCUAUUUAUUGAUUCGGAUUUAUUUCCAACAUUUAUUGAUAAAAAUGUCAUUGUCUCGAAUGAACUUGAUCCGGCAGCACGUUUACCAGAACUUGAUAGCGCAUUUUUGGGUCGAUUAGAAAUAAUGUGUAGUGAAAAUCAACUAGCUGAUGAAUGGAUUCCAGUAUUUAUUAAAUUACUUGAAGUUACAAGAGAUACAAUUCAUAUUAGUGAAACAGCUGAUCGUUUUCGUGCAAUAAUUUUUCAUUUACUUUUUUCAACAUUACCAAAAUCAAUAAAAAUAAAACGAUGGUUACCAAUACGAGAACAAUGUUUGAGAUUAAUAUGGACUGUUAUCAUUCGUUGUUUAGCAUCAUCAGUUAAAAUAUCACCAGAGAAUGAACAAAUCAAAUCACCAAUUUUUAUAUUUGGUUGGUUACAGCAUCCAUCUGUUAGUCAAACAUUACUUCAAUGUGCUAUGCCGUCAGAUACAGACUCAACGUUAGCGGAUCCGAUAUAUCAAUCAUGUUUACAAAAUGCUAUGUCAAUAAUAUCCUCUUUAAUUGAUUAUCAAGUCGAAAAUUUGAAUCAAACAACAAAUAAUCCAUUUGCAUCAAAAUUAUUAAUUAAAGUUUGCAUUGAUUUUUUAUUACAACAUAUUAAUGAUAUAAAAGCACCAAUUUGUCUACGAUGUUUAACAAGUUUAGCUAAAAUAACACCUGGACUUUCAAUUCUAUUGGAAACAAAUAUUGAACGAUUUCGAACAUUUAUUAUACAGAAUAUAAAAAAUCGACAAUCUCCUGAUUUAACCAUGGCUAUUUUAGAUUUUUUAAUCGUAUGUGUUAAUUCUCAAUCAGCAUUACUUGGUUAUUUAUGUGAUAUAAAUACAACACCAACAGCUACAUUUGGUAAUUCAACAAUUUUACAACCAAUUGUUGAAUUACUUCGAUGGAGUACACAAAAUACAAAUGACGUUGCUGCAAGUGAUCUAUUUAUAUUAACUGUUACAUUUAUAACACAAUUUUGGGAGCAACAUACGCAAUUACUUGUAGAUUAUUUUGUUAAAAUAAAUGAUUUUUGGAAAAAUAUCUCCAUACCAAUCACAACUACAAGUGUACGUAUUGAAUUAAUGGAUACAGGUGAUAAACGAGCUGUAUCAACUUCAUUUCGUUUACUUACACAACAUUUACUUAAUUAUACAACGGAUCAAACUGGAAAUGAUUUUUAUGAUAUAUUAAAUAAAUUAAUCAGUGAUAAUUGUCUACUUCAUUGGAUUAAAGCAUGUCGAACAUUUUUUCAAGCAAAUAUUGAAAAUGAAAUGUUAAAUGAACAAUCAUUAUCAUUUUCAUUUUUUUCAUCCGUUAUUUAUUUUACAAAAGCACUUCUUUGUUUAAAUAAUGAACGUAUCCGAAAGAUUUUACCAGGUGGUGAAACUUGGCUGGAAGAAUUAGCAUCGAUUGUUCAACUUGUUUUAACUCGAAAUGAUUCGACAUGUAUGAAAAUAGCUGUGAUGUGUCUUAAUUUAACAAUUAAUGCGAAUAUUAAAUGGAAAAAUGAUAAAAUUCAAUCACCAUUAAAUAUUCUUCCAACUUAUAUUAAUCUAGCAAAUUGUGUUCUUGGAUCGGAAUAUGUUUCAAUCUAUGUUAAAUAUUGUUAUUUAGAUGCACUUGUUUUAUUAAUUCAAACAUUUCUUGAAUGGACACCUGAUAUUGAUCAACAACAAUAUGAAUUAACACGAUACUCUACUGUUCUUACACAUUUAUUAGAUUUUGUAGAUUAUUGUAAUGAUAUCAUUGAUAUUCAUCCAUCAACAACACCUCAAUAUAAAUGCGCUGUUAAAGCACUUAUUCAUACAUUUCAUUUAUUAUCAAUAUUUGUUUCUAAAGAAGAUUCACCAAAUUUAUCAAUCAAUUUAAAACAAGAACGCACAGUAACAAAUAUUAUUGAUCUAUUUCAUAAAGUUUCACAAGAGCGUGAUAAUUUUCGUGUAUGUUAUACGAUUUUAAGUUUUCUAUAUGAUUUAACAAAGAAAACUGAUAGUAUUCAAUGGUUUCAUACAAUGAAUAUUAUACCACGUACACUUCAUACAUUUCGUUAUAUUAUUCAACAACAAAUAAAUAAUUCCAAUGAAGAUGCGGUAUCACAAACGAAUUGGUCAAAAGUUAUACGUCUUUAUUUACUUUUAAAUAUUUGUCUUAUUCAUGCUGAAUGUAUUCAUGGAGAUUAUCGACAUUUUAAUAAUGCAUCAGAUGUAUUUGCAGCUUGUAGUGAAUAUAUUGUUGAAAGUUUUCAUAAUGUAACAAGACAAUUUUCAUUAAUAUCAUUAGAUAAUGCUGAUGUAUGUUGUCAAUUUUUUGCAUGUUUAACUCAAUUUUAUAAUCAAUUAAUGAGUAAACAUCAUAAGGAAGCAUGUAUUUGUAUUGCAGCUGUUAAUUAUCUUCUUCAUGAUUCAAUUAAUCUUCUUCUUCAUUCAGCACUUGUACAUAAUAUGUUAACAAAAAAAGUUCGUUGUGCAUAUCGAUCUGAAUUAGAAAAUCAAGAAAAUAUUGUACCUGAUUAUUCAUUAUCACAAUCAACAUUAAUGGAUCAUUCGCAAUUAUCUCAACGUUCUUCAUUACGAACAACGACAAUAUCAACAUUUUUUAAUCAAUCAACAUCAUCACCAUUACCGACAAAUAUUCCGCCUGUAACACCAGGUGAAGGUACACCAAAACCACGAUUAGUUAAUGUUCGUCAACAAGUUGCUGCUGCUUCUGCUCAACCAGCUAGUUCUCAAGCACCUGAUUUUGAACAAGUUCAAGUCGGUUUAUUACGACUUUUAUGUACUUGCUGCUGGGCACUUCGUCCUUGUACAAUUCCAUUGAAUGAAUUAAAUGAAUCAUUACUUUAUAAACAAACAAUUGAUUAUGAUUCAUUUAAAUAUUUAGUUGAACCAUUAUUUAAUACACCAACAUUAGAACGACGUACAACACCAUCAUUUGGUACUUGGCUUACAGGUGCUCAAUAUAUUGUUACACAAAUGGAACGAUUUAGUCUUAUUAAAAGUAAUUCACCACGACCAGCACGAAUAAAAGAAAGUGAUCUUGAACGUUUAGUACAACAAAGACCAUUUCUUGUACUUGCACUUGAACAUUUAUUAAGUCUUAUUCUUUCACAAGUACCACUUUUUAUGCGAUCAACACUUCUAACUGAAACACAAAAGAAUAUGAUGAAACAAACAUUAUCACUUGAAUUAGAUUAUAUCUUUUCAAAUCUUAAUUUAACUGAACGAACAUCAAGUGCAAGUGGGGGUGGUAGUGAUCCUAAUUCUCAACGAACAUCAGUUAAUAUACCUACACCGGGUACUAUUGCUGGUCCAACAAGUCAUAAAUCACUUGUUAUGAGUGUAUCAAAUAUGUCACAUCCGUCCGGAUCAAUAGCACGUGAAGCUUAUACACCAUUUUCUGUUGGUACAAAUGUAACAUGUUCAGGUGCAUCUGAAUAUAAUAAUUCAACACAUUUAAAAGAUGUUUGUACAUCAAUUUGGAAACUUUAUAAACGAAUUAUUCAAGUUGAUCCAAUUGUCUUUAUUGGUUAA
This is a messenger RNA of Adineta steineri, 3983 nucleotides long. NCBI's taxonomy places the organism in Eukaryota, Metazoa, Rotifera, Eurotatoria, Adinetida, Adinetidae. The record is from the annotation of a GenBank genome assembly.